This is a messenger RNA of Pan troglodytes (chimpanzee), 1553 nucleotides long. It is a transcript of the gene CD9, whose product is annotated as CD9 molecule. The record is from RefSeq and is a predicted model, not a curated record. Lineage: Eukaryota; Metazoa; Chordata; Mammalia; Primates; Hominidae. Gene Ontology annotation, cellular component: plasma membrane. The transcript is spliced from 9 exons. The coding region runs from base 436 to 1122 and encodes 228 amino acids.
ACUUCCAAAAGCCUCCCAUCUGUCAUCCCACCCAGACUGCGCGCUUCUAAUUCCUCCUACCCCACAUGCUGUGCCCAGUGAAAAGUAUGGUCAGCGAGCGAAGGUUUGCAAGGAGACAGACGAGGGCGAAAUUAAGCCAGGCGGCUUCCCUUUAAAUCCUCGCAAAGCAGAAGGGCCCCUCACUCUGGCAGCAGGCCUUGGCCAAGGGGCCUUUAGCCCAGACGACCCGGGGAAGAGUCUCCCAAAGCAGAACGCCCGGUCCGGCGCCCAGACCAAACGCGGGGGAACCGGAAGGGCGAGGCCUCCACGCAAGUCCGCGCCGGAGACCAGCCUACAGCCGCCUGCAUCUGUGUCCAGCGCCAGGUCCCGCCAGUCCCAGCUGCGCGCGCCCCCCAGUCCCGCACCCGUUCGGCCCAGGCUAAGUUAGCCCUCACCAUGCCGGUCAAAGGAGGCACCAAGUGCAUCAAAUACCUGCUGUUCGGAUUUAACUUCAUCUUCUGGCUUGCCGGGAUUGCUGUCCUUGCCAUUGGACUAUGGCUCCGAUUCGACUCUCAGACCAAGAGCAUCUUCGAGCAAGAAACUAAUAAUAAUAACUCCAGCUUCUACACAGGAGUCUAUAUUCUGAUCGGAGCCGGCGCCCUCAUGAUGCUGGUGGGCUUCCUGGGCUGCUGCGGGGCUGUGCAGGAGUCCCAGUGCAUGCUGGGACUGUUCUUCGGCUUCCUCUUGGUGAUAUUUGCCAUUGAAAUAGCUGCGGCCAUCUGGGGAUAUUCCCACAAGGAUGAGGUGAUUAAGGAAGUCCAGGAGUUUUACAAGGACACCUACAACAAGCUGAAAACCAAGGAUGAGCCCCAGCGGGAAACGCUGAAAGCCAUCCACUAUGCGUUGAACUGCUGUGGUUUGGCUGGGGGCGUGGAACAGUUUAUCUCAGACAUCUGCCCCAAGAAGGACGGACUCGAAACCUUCACCGUGAAGUCCUGUCCUGAUGCCAUCAAAGAGGUCUUCGACAAUAAAUUCCACAUCAUCGGCGCAGUGGGCAUCGGCAUUGCCGUGGUCAUGAUAUUUGGCAUGAUCUUCAGUAUGAUCUUGUGCUGUGCUAUCCGCAGGAACCGCGAGAUGGUCUAGAGUCAGCUUACAUCCCUGAGCAGGAAAGUUUACCCAUGAAGAUUGGUGGGAUUUUUUUGUUUGUUUGUUUGUUUUGUUUGUUGUUUGUUUUUUUGCCACUAAUUUUAGUAUUCAUUCUGCAUUGCUAGAUAAAAGCUGAAGUUACUUUAUGUUUGUCUUUUAAUGCUUCAUUCAAUAUUGACAUUUGUAGUUGAGCGGGGGGUUUGGUUUGCUUUGGUUUAUAUUUUUUCAGUUGUUUGUUUUUGCUUGUUAUAUUAAGCAGAAAUCCUGCAAUGAAAGGUACUAUAUUUGCUAGACUCUAGACAAGAUAUUGUACAUAAAAGAAUUUUUUUGUCUUUAAAUAGAUACAAAUGUCUAUCAACUUUAAUCAAGUUGUAACUUAUAUUGAAGACAAUUUGAUACAUAAUAAAAAAUUAUGACAAUGUCCUGGA